ACAAUAUUCAGCGGUCGCAGAUUUUGGCGUAACACCGGGUCGCUCACGUAUGGAGAGAGGUGACGUAUUUAGAAGGAUCCGGAAGUAACGCACAAACCGUAAACAAGGAAAGGCUGUUGGAGAAGAUGGUCUACGUGUCUAAUGGUCAGGUUCUGGACAGCAGAACCCAGUCACCGUGGCGACUGUCUCUCUUGGUUGAUCUCUUCUGGGGAGCGGUAGAGUUCAUCGGCUUGUUUUUUCAGACACUGGUUCAGCCUGAUUUGACAAAGGAUGGAAACUCUGGCAUGUCACGCUUCACUGAUGGCAGAGGCCCUCCAGGGCCUCCUGGUGGCAGAAGGCGGAUGGGCAGAAUAAACCAUGGUGGAGGUCCCAGUGCUCCACCCAUGGCAGGAGGAGGAUGAGGAAGGUAAAUGCCUACACAUCCAGUGUAGGCGUGGGGUGCGGCAUGUCUGUUUGUUGCGAACUUAAGCGAUGAGGACGUCACGUGCUGGCACCCUUCUUCAUUGGCUGCUUCUGCCACAUGCAGAUUCUUGAUGCCUUCUUGGGAAUUCCUACAUUAGGGGCCAGGAUGGCUGAUAAAGCAGCUGCUCACAUCACUUACCCCCCUCUUUGUUUCUGACCCUUCCCCAUCAUAACAAUUCCUCAUAGGAGUUUAUAUCAUUCAUGUCGGCCACUCAGAGAAUCAUUAAGCUAGUAAGUCCUUGUUUUAUAUCCUUCUGUUUUAAGUAAAGGUUUGUGCUGGGAAAACAUGUUAAACUUACAUUGUAUUUCACCGAUACCAUCCCUCUAGAAUGAUAUUAUCCACCUUUACACUUAUGUGGUAGGUUGUUGUGCUUGCAUUGUUUUAAAAAAACGUUUAUUUCCAUUUACUUUCACUACUUUUCACAUAUCAGAAUUUGAAAACUUUGUAAAUUUUGUGAGCUGGGUGUUUAAUUUAAACUGCAUCAUUCAAGUUGGCUAGUUUUUUUAGGUUUCAUUUUGAUACACUUCAGAGGAAGUAUCCAAUGGAGUUAAUUUAUUUACAGUUUCAAACUUCUGCAACUAUAAACAAGGAAAAAUAUUUAUAAAAAUCCAAACUGGAAAAUUACCCCCAUUCAUUGCUGGUAAAAACUGCAGAACCGGAAAAUAUGAAUUAAACGAUCCUCAUCCAGGUUUCUGAUUCAUACGCAAUGCACAUGAAUUAUGUUUAUGUGUACCAGGAUUAUUCAGCCACAUUUUCCCUUUGGGUUACUUGGCCAGCAGUUAUCAGGUUAAAACGUCUGCUUUUGAAAAAAGCAAAACAAAUGUGCAUUGUUUUAGUACAUGUAUUUGCUUUUAAAAAUACAUUUUACAAUUGCAUCAUCUGAAGUGUUGUUUUGUGUCAAAGGCCAUAAGGUAAUGAUUCCCUGUGAUAAUGUUCCAUGAGGAGUUUUAACUUGUAGGGGGAUUAAUCUCACUGUCUCAUACUAUGUUAAGCCUCUUUGUUAGCUGUUGAAAAUGUAUUGUGAAAAGUGUUUUAGCUUUUUCAAUAUGCUUUACAAAGCAAGACAACAACAGACCUAGAUAAUACAAAAAGUUAAUAGCCAAAACAAAGCUGCAGCCAUAAGACUAGGGUUUGGGUGAAUCAUGGCGAGGGGAAGAGGGGGAACUGUUGUGUUCAAAGUUCAAGGCUUACUUCUACCAGAAUGUUUUCUCUGGUAUUUUCUUCCUGUUUCACAGUCCUUCUUAUAAAAGAUUCCACUGUACCCCCACGUUUU
Molecule: messenger RNA, 1736 nt
Organism: Lampris incognitus (smalleye Pacific opah)
Lineage: Eukaryota; Metazoa; Chordata; Actinopteri; Lampriformes; Lampridae
Gene: selenok
Product: selenoprotein K
Exons: 5
Biological process (GO): endoplasmic reticulum calcium ion homeostasis; calcium ion transport
Cellular component (GO): Golgi apparatus; endoplasmic reticulum membrane
Source: RefSeq, a predicted model, not a curated record